Molecule: messenger RNA, 384 nt
Organism: Lentinula edodes (shiitake mushroom)
Lineage: Eukaryota; Fungi; Basidiomycota; Agaricomycetes; Agaricales; Omphalotaceae
Exons: 2
Coding region: 1-384 (127 amino acids)
Source: RefSeq, a predicted model, not a curated record
AUGUCUAGUUUUCCAUCACUGCAAACCUUGCAAACCUUGCGCUCUGCUCCCCAUCUUCCUGACACGGCCACUCAAAAAACGAUUGACAUACUUUACAUGCACCCGGACUUUCAGUUCCCACUUAUUCAGCCAAUAGUGGUGCCUUGGUUCCCCAGUCCUCUACCUGCAGGGCAUGGUGGUUGGACACUCAGACUUCACGAGAUUUUGAUUGGAUCACCAUACAUCCCUCCCAAUAGCACUGUUACUCUUGGCACGUUUCUCAACAUUGAUAAUGGGGGUGCCGCUCAUGAAACCAUGUGCAUCACCAGUUGCAAUAACCCACCUUGGAAUCUUGUUCCCGCAUGUUCAGUUGCCUCCACUUGUGUCCGUUCUCUUACGACCUGA